CUGGCACUCCAUAUCACCGAAGCCGAGAGUUCGAGGGAAAUUCCGAAGAUCGAAUACCAACGACGAGGAAUCAACAAAAAGUCUAAAAUGGCUGGGAAAGAAACAGAAACAAACAUUUCGAAUGAAGAUGAUCUUGAAAGGAAACAUUUUAUGCGGAUCCUAGCAGCAUUUAUGUAUUACAAAACCUAUGUAUCGAGUCGAGUUGAUCAGGCACGUGCAUCAUUCAAGUCUAUUCCACAGCACCACCAAGACCUGUUGCCAGACUUCAUACCCCAUCUCGAACAGAUCAAACACUGCAUUGACCAUAACUUCAUCAUCAUUCAGCUCAUGCUAGACAGCACAAAGGAUAUGUUUGAGAACAGCUCAGUGGUAACCAAUGGUGAGAGUGCUGGGGCUAAAGCUGUUGUGAAGAUGGACAUGGAUAAAGUAGUAACUACCUUGAAGCAGUUCUUCAGAGAUUGGAGUUCAGAUGGCAAGGAAGAGAGGGAUGGAUGUUAUAAGCCUAUCAUUGAUGAGAUAAAACAGUUAUACCCAAAGGGAAAAUGUAAACCAGAUGAAGUGGAUGUGUUGGUUCCAGGUGCAGGGUUAGGUCGGUUAGCCUUUGAGAUUGCAAGCAACGGAUACCGUUGCCAGGGCAAUGAAUUCAGCCUGUUCAUGCUCAUUGCCUCACACUUUGUCCUCAACAAGUCUACAGAAACAAACAUAUUUACAUUGUAUCCAUGGAUACAUGCAUUCAGCAACAACAAAUUAUCAGCCAAUCAGAUCAGGCCUAUCCACUUCCCUGACAUCAAUCCCAUGCUCCUUUCCGAUGCACAUUUUUCUAUGGUAGCUGGGGAUUUCCUUGAAGUCUACACAGAUGAAGAUGUAUGGGACUGUGUAGCCACCUCCUAUUUCAUAGACACAGCCAACAACAUCCUAGCUUACAUAGAGAAGAUCUACCGUAUUCUGAAACCUGGCGGACACUGGGUUAAUUUAGGUCCUCUCCUUUAUCACUUUGAAAACAUGCCUAAUGAGGAUUCCAUAGAGAUCAGUUAUGAUGUUCUACAGAGGGUGAUUCUAGAUAUGGGCUUCAAGAUUCUGAAAGAGAACCCCUGUGUAAGAUCAACCUACAUCCAAGAUCCAGAAUCCAUGAUGAGAUACUCCUAUGAAUGUGUUUUCUUCGUCUGUCAAAAACCAGCUUCCCCUCAUGAAAGAGCACAGGAGCAAUUAUGACAGUACUCUCCCCUCAGUUAUUCAUUUAUAUGCCAAGUCUGCCUCUAGUUGUUGUCAAAUGUAUAUAUUUCCAAUUAUCCGUAACCAUU
Molecule: messenger RNA, 1301 nt
Organism: Lytechinus variegatus (green sea urchin)
Lineage: Eukaryota; Metazoa; Echinodermata; Echinoidea; Temnopleuroida; Toxopneustidae
Gene: carnmt1
Product: carnosine N-methyltransferase-like
Molecular function (GO): S-adenosylmethionine-dependent methyltransferase activity
Source: RefSeq, a predicted model, not a curated record